AUGCUGGUGCUGGUGCUUGAGCUGGUGUCUGUGCUUGUGCCGGUGCUUGUGCAGGCUGGUGCUGGUGCUGGCGGUGGUUCUGGUGAUUGUGGUUGUGCUAGUUCUUUUACUGCAGAUGCUGCUGCUGGUACUUGUGCUGGUGCCUGUUCUGGUACUGGUUCUGGUGCUUGUGCGUGUGUUUGUGUCGGUGCUGGUGCUUGUGUUGGUGCUGAUGCUUGUGCUGAUGCUUUUGCUAGUACCAGUGUUAGUGCUUUUGUUUGUGCUUAUGCUCGUACCAGUACCUAUACUGGUGCUUGUGCUGGUGCCUACUUUUUUGUCGGCGCUUUAGAUGGUUUUUGUACUAGUGCUACUGCUGUUGCUGGUGCUUGUGCUGCUGCUGGUGCUGAUUCUGGUGCUUGUGCGUGUGCUUGUGUUGGUGCUGAUGUUGGUGCUGGUGCUGGCACUGGUGGUCGCGCUGGCGCUGGUGCUGUUGCUGGUGCUGGUGCUAGUGCUAGUGCUUGUGCUUCUGCUCGUACCAGUGCUUGUGCUAGUGCUUAUGCUGGUGCCUACUCUUGUGCCGGCGCUUUUGCUGGUUCUUGA
Messenger RNA from Rhopilema esculentum, 579 nucleotides. Lineage: Eukaryota; Metazoa; Cnidaria; Scyphozoa; Rhizostomeae; Rhizostomatidae. The record is from RefSeq and is a predicted model, not a curated record.